Molecule: messenger RNA, 2086 nt
Organism: Sesamum indicum (sesame)
Lineage: Eukaryota; Viridiplantae; Streptophyta; Magnoliopsida; Lamiales; Pedaliaceae
Product: Nucleotide/sugar transporter family protein
Source: RefSeq, a predicted model, not a curated record
ACCCCCAAAAUUGGUGGGAGUAGUGUACAGGAAAAAUACCCUUUUUUCCAGGUGGGCCUAAUAGUAAAAACAGUGAGUGAGAUCCGUGAUAUCCGACUUUGAUAAGAGUAGUUUUUUCUUUCUUUAUUUUUUGACAGAUUCUUGAAGACCGUGGCUCUGGGAUUUGAAGUUCCUUAAGCCAACAAAGCUCACUUCUACAAACAAAAGUUCAUCACCACCUUUGUAUUCUCCUAGAAUGCAUCGAAAAACAUUAACACCACAAAUGUAACUAAGAAAGAAACCCUGAUUCAGAGUCUCCUUAGAUACGCAUUUGUAUAAAAAAAUUGUCUAAAAGAAUGUGUUCUUUACCAAGCGUUAGAGCUCUCGUAGGAUAGGUACAUGGUUGUACUAUAACUCUUUUUCUUUCAUUUCUUGGAGUCCUUCUGUUGAGAAACUCCUCAGCGGGCCUUUUAUUUCCUUCACCUUCUUGAUUUCUGACAAAAGACAUUAAUGUUUUUCUCUACCUAUUUGUUUGGGUUGUACCAUGAUUGGGCUUUAGCUCUUCCGUCUCUUUGAUAUUCUUCGACAAAUGCAUUUAUGGGCUUGUUCAAUUUUCUGUUGGGACGAAGCAGAAGACUCAUCAAAAGAAAAGACAGUGAUGCAGGCGAAGCAGCUUCCAUUUUACCAGGUCGUGCGUUGGAAGAAAUCAGAAGCUCUCUUUACAAUGAGCUUCGGACAUCUGAAGGUGCCAAGCGCCAACAACAACGUUUUUGUGGUCCAGUUGUGGCAAUGUCCUUCAAUUUUAUGGUUGCUGUUGGAAUAAUUCUGGGAAACAAAUUGGUUAUGGGGAGAGUCGGAUUCAAUUUUCCAAUAUUCCUCACGUUAAUCCACUACACGACUGCUUGGAUUCUGCUUGCAGUUUUCAGAGCAUUCUCGAUGCUUCCAGUCUCUCCUCCAUCUAAAUCUACACCGUUCUCAUCGUUGUUUGCUUUGGGUGCGGUCAUGGCUUUUGCCUCUGGACUCGCAAAUACCAGCUUAAAGCAUAACAGUGUUGGUUUCUACCAGAUGGCUAAAAUUGCAGUCACUCCAACCAUUGUUACAGCUGAAUUUAUACUUUUCAGAAAGAUCAUAUCCUUCAGCAAGGUCGUUGCUCUCAUUGUUGUCUCGUUCGGUGUGGCUAUUGCAACUGUUACAGACUUAGAGUUCAACUUAUUUGGUGCUUGUGUUGCCAUUGCCUGGAUAGUUCCAAGUGCCAUUAACAAAAUACUCUGGUCUAAUCUGCAGCAGCAAGGCAACUGGACUGCCCUUGCGUUGAUGUGGAAGACAACCCCGGUGACAAUCUUCUUCUUGGUAGCUCUUAUGCCCUGGUUAGACCCUCCAGGGGUACUGUCUUUCAAAUGGGACGCAACGAAUGGAACUGCAAUUCUAAUAUCAGCUUUGCUGGGCUUCCUCUUGCAGUGGUCUGGAGCUUUGGCACUUGGAGCGACUUCUGCAACAUCUCACGUCGUUCUUGGGCAAUUCAAGACUUGUGUCAUCCUACUUGGAGGAUACCUGCUUUUUGAUUCUGAUCCAGGACUUGUGAGCAUUAUAGGUGCUGUUCUAGCUCUUUGUGGAAUGUCGGUCUACACGUCUCUUAACCUGAAAGGAACGGGUGAGAAGGGAAGUACCCUGCUUCCAAGCCAAAACUUACCUCCUCUAAAACCCAAGAGUAUUGAGGACGAAGAGAAACCAGUUGCUGAGGAUAAUUCAAAUGCUGUUUGAGCUUUACGAAUCCAUGAAUUCCUUCCUGUCUUUUUUCCGGUAGUAAGGGCCGACUUAAGUUCUACUUGAGAACUUUUUUGACUUUUCUGGUUACCUCAACACUUCUAGUUUGUAUAGAAGAAGUGUGUACUGAUUCAUAAGACUGAUGAUUCAAUUUAAGACGAUUUUCCUCGACCCAUGUAUAGAUUUAAAAAAUUUAACAUUAAUACAAUUUUUGAUUCAGAUAUAAGCAACUUUUUCUGCAACAACUGGUACUCAUCCAGCCAGGUACAUCUGAACUUGGGAUGAAAAAGCUCAUCAUAAAUUAUCACUCCAUUAGAUCCAGUCAAGAUUGCAGUUUCUCUUG